AUGGACGCCGUUUCAGACUGGAUGCGUUCCAACCGGCUCCAGCUCAAAGCAUCGAAAACCGAAUUUAUUUGGUUCGCGACCGCUCGUCGCCAACAUCAGCUUCCAGCAAACCUUGUGCGCGCGGGCGACGAGUUCGUCGCACCUGCAUCCUCUGUACGCAGCCUCGGCAUUCAGCUGGACUCGGAACAAUCUAUGAACAACCACAUUGCCAAAGUAACCGCUGCUUGUUUUGGCAUCCUGCGGCGAAUUCGUAGCGUCAGUCGCUGUCUCUCGAGGCCGGUCCUCGAGGCCCUCAUGGUGGCGCUUGUGCUGACCAGGCUGGACUAUGACAAUGCCACACUCUACGGACUUCCCAUCACGGCACUUAACAAACUGCAAUUCGUAAUGAACGCUGCAGCGCGACUCAAUCUCACUUAUUCCUCUGAGUGUAACGCCUCCCUCCUGAUCGAAGUCAUCACGGGUCGAUGGGCUGAAGGUCUGCCCUCACCUGCCCAGGGGCAUGGGGGGGGGACUGAGGGGCUAGGACAGGGGCUAACGGGGGUUAACAUGGGGGGUGUGAUUGUGAAGAAAAUUUCCUAA
This is a messenger RNA of Hyalella azteca, 579 nucleotides long. RefSeq lists its product as uncharacterized. The coding region runs from base 1 to 579 and encodes 192 amino acids. The transcript is spliced from 2 exons. The record is from RefSeq and is a predicted model, not a curated record. NCBI's taxonomy places the organism in Eukaryota, Metazoa, Arthropoda, Malacostraca, Amphipoda, Hyalellidae.